AUGAAUAAAUUAAAAAUCAUUAAGCUGUCAUCAUGUGUUUCUAAGAAAAAAGCUGCAGAAGAGGCCAAACGAAAAAACCUUUUGGCCUUACUAAAAGAGCGACAAAACAAAAGAAAACUGUCUCCACUCUGCCCAACUCCAAACAAAAAAACAAAAGCUGAUAACCUGUCCAACAAGGUUGAUGAUGGUGAGGAUAAGGUGGACGAUGAUGAUGAUGAUGAUGGCGAUGACGACGACGAUGAUGAUGAUGAUGGUGGGGUUGUACCUGAAAAACUGUUUCAGGAGGCAAGACAAAAGCAACUAUUAUACAAAAAACAGGUCAACAAAAUGUCUCUGCAACUGCAGGAAACUAAACAGAAGCUAGAGGAGCACAUGAAACGAAGUGCAGAAGUUGAGGCGGAGAAUAAACAGCUACGUUCAUUAAACAUGCAACUGCAGCAACAGUUGCUAAAAUCACUCAACUCUUCAUCUGAUUCUAGACCACCAAAACCAAAGGGGACCAUAAAUGUACAAAACCCUCAGCAACAAAAACCAAAGAGCACCUUACAAAUUGCAGAGGCUGACUGUGAGCAGCAAUCACUAUCCAGACAAGAAGAUGAGAUUCAAUUGGUGAAACUUGGAGACAUCCAAAUCCGCAGUGACACCUGGACAGCAAUCCAAAAAAACACCAGGGAUUCUUUAUUUGUGAAAGAAUUGGCUGUGGCAUUCUGGGGCACAAAGACUCUGGGGGACAGAAGUCUCACAGGGAAAGAAUGCCCCACCACAAAAACUACAAAAAGACCUUUAACCCCACAGAAAUUACACACACUGAAAGCCUGCUUCAAGGAGUGGCUGGUGAAAGGGAAUGUGGUGGAGCCAGAGCUGCAGCAUCAUCAUCCCAUGCUGGUCACUAGCAUACCAGCGCCAGCAUCUCAUGCUGGUGACCAAUAUCCCAGCAUGGCAUGCUGGUGCUGUGAUGCUGGUGUUAUGCUGGUGACCAGCAUGGGAUGCUGGUGCUGGGAUGCUGGUGUUUUGCUGGUGACCAGCAUGGGAUGCUGA
Danio aesculapii is the source of this 1038-nucleotide messenger RNA. RefSeq lists its product as uncharacterized. The coding region runs from base 1 to 1038 and encodes 345 amino acids. The record is from RefSeq and is a predicted model, not a curated record. NCBI's taxonomy places the organism in Eukaryota, Metazoa, Chordata, Actinopteri, Cypriniformes, Danionidae. The transcript is spliced from 9 exons. Gene Ontology annotation, molecular function: DNA binding. Gene Ontology annotation, biological process: negative regulation of DNA-templated transcription.